UCAGCCUCGCUACGUGUCAUGGCGGCCGCCGGCUCCCCUGUACGUGUCAUGGCGGCCUCCAGUGCUUCUGUACGUGUCAUGGCGGCCGCCCGUGCUUCUCUGUACGUAUCAUGGCGGCCCCCUGUGCCCCGUACGUGUUAUGGCGGCCGCCGGAAGCGGAAGUUGUCCGUACCUGGACGCGCUCCCCCCUCUCCGUGGGCGGGCGGCGGAACUCGAGGCGGGAUGCUGGCGUGGGGCCGCCGGCUGCUGCAGCCCCUCUUCCGCGGCCGCCUGCUGCUGCUGACCAACACGGCGAGCUGCGGCACGCUGCUGGCCGCCGGCGACACGCUGCAGCAGGCAUGGCAGCUGCGCCGCGACCCCGAGGGCCAGCGCCAGGCGGCACGCACAGGGCGCAUGUUCGCCGUGGGCUGCAGCAUGGGGCCGCUGAUGCACUUCUGGUACCUCUGGCUGGACGCCACCUUCCCGGCACGGGGCGUGCGGGGGCUGAGGACGGUGCUGAAGAAAGUCCUCAUCGACCAGCUGGUGGCAUCGCCCGCGCUGGGUGCCUGGUACUUCCUAGGCAUGGGCACGCUGGAGGGCCAGAGCCUGGAGGCGAGCUGGGAGGAGCUCAAGGAGAAGUUCUGGGAGUUCUACAAGGCUGACUGGUGCGUGUGGCCGGCGGCGCAGCUCCUCAAUUUCCUCUACGUCCCCCCCAAAUACCGGGUGGUUUAUGUCAACGUGGUGACGCUGGGCUGGGACACCUACCUCUCCUACCUCAAGCACAGGCCCAAACCAGCGCUGAGCACGGAGCAGGAGGCGCAGCGCGGGAGGCAGCGCGGCGCUGGGAUGUAGCAGCGUGGAGAAGCUGCUCCUGAAGACGGCGAUGUCUUCAGAAGCUCUUGCCCAUGCUGCUGGGGUCUCUGGGCAGCCAGCACCGCCGCGAGGUCGGGCAGGAUCCGGCCCCGUGGCGGGCACGGCUGCAGCUCAGCGCAGGGCCUGGGAGCCAUCGCUGGUGACAGCCACAGCCAGGGGCUGCUGCAGCCUGCGCAGAUCUCGCUGAUUAGCUCAUUUACUGAUUGCAAUUAGGGGGCCGUACUUAACAAACGGGGUAGGGGAGCAGCGCUCAGCACCGGGGGGACAGUCCCAGCGUCUCCGGCCCCUUGUCCCCUCCUGCGCUCCCCUCACCAGGAGCCCUGGCGGAGCCCCCCCAAGCUGUGAUUAUGAAAUUUGUUCUGGUUUCGGGCGUAUUUGACAGGGGCAGAGCCAAAACUGAGGAGUUGGGGGGCAGUUCCCACUGCCGGUGGCACCUGCAACCAAAUCAUCCUGGGUGCCGCAGCACAAAGUCCUGUCCUUGCCCCUCGCAGCUCCCCAGGCACAAUCGUCCCCCCCCCCCCCACCAGGGACCCCAUUUAUUUUCAGCCUCCAGUGCCUAAAAAUCUCAUUUUCUAACACCUGAAAGGUGCCUUCCGUACAGCUCCAGCCUCAUCCCUCCCCCUGCAGGGCACCGGAGGGGGAAAUUAGCAGAAUGCUAAUUGUAAAACCAGGUAAUUUUCCUCCUCAGCUUGAAAUUGCCCCCAGCACGGUGCCCCCCCACGCCUAAUCCUCCCCCCCCCCCCCCCAAACGACCCGGAGCGCCUGGUGAUCAGCAUCGCUUUAUUUCUUCACACCAUUUCUUUUAAUACAGUGAUUUUUAGGAAAUUGUA
Cygnus olor (mute swan) is the source of this 1682-nucleotide messenger RNA. It is a transcript of the gene MPV17L2, whose product is annotated as MPV17 mitochondrial inner membrane protein like 2. Lineage: Eukaryota; Metazoa; Chordata; Aves; Anseriformes; Anatidae. Gene Ontology annotation, biological process: mitochondrial ribosome assembly. The record is from RefSeq and is a predicted model, not a curated record. The coding region runs from base 19 to 831 and encodes 270 amino acids. The transcript is spliced from 6 exons. Gene Ontology annotation, cellular component: cytoplasm; membrane.